CGCCGCCGCCGCCGCCGUGCCCCGCGCGCGCGAUCCGACAGCAGUUGCACACUGGAGUGCAUCUUUGGGAAUGGACCAUCCUAAACAUAACAAGGCAAAUGAGGGUCUGACCGGUGACAACCAUGACGACACCUAUGCCGUAACAACAUAUCAACCUCUAGUGAUGGUACAUGGAAACGCCUCAGGCAGUGCUGCCUUUCCAACAGCUUCCGAGGGUGCUCCAGUCUAUCCAGCCAGCAACCCACCGCAGCUUCCAGAGCAGCCGCAGCUUGCAAUCCAGCAAGUCCAGCAGCUCCAGGAGCAGCAGAAGCAGCAGCUCCAGGCCUUCUGGGCCGACCAGAUGACCGAGAUUGAGCAGAUGUCCGAGUUCAAGCUCCCCAAUCUUCCCCUUGCAAGGAUCAAGAGGAUCAUGAAGGCCGACGAGGAUGUCAAGAUGAUCGCGGGCGAGGCGCCGGCUCUCUUUGCCAAGGCCUGUGAGAUGUUCAUCCUGGACCUGACAAUGCGUUCUUGGCAGCAGACCGAGGAGAACAGGAGGAGGACGGUGCAGAGGAAUGACAUCGAGGCUGCAAUCAAGAAGACUGACAUCUUUGAUUUCUUGGUGGACAUCUUUGAUCAUCAGGAGGGUGGCACGGGCUCGCAGGUUGCAUCCAUGAAUGCCAUGGUUUCGCCGUAUGCCCCAGGUGUGGCUUUUCCCUAUGAACUGUAUCCAAACCAGCAUCCCCUCGUACUCAUGUGGCCUCCACAAGAGCAGCACGAGCAGUGGCCCCCACAAGAUUAUCAGCAGCAGCAGCAGCAGCAACAGGAUUCUGGUGGCGGUGGACAAGAUGAAUAGUCUGAGAAGUUGAUAAUCACAUUCUGUGAUUAGUGUCUGUCCUAGUGUGGUUAGCUUGUGUUUGGCUCGAAUUUAUCGUAGACUAUUUUGUGUUUAUUUGGCUGCCUUCUGUUAGCUAUAGCCUAUAGGAGGGUGAUUCGAUCUGAAACUGUUGAUAGCAUUCGUGAUGAGUUCUAAAUGGUUGUGAAUCUUGUUAUAUUACCUCGGUAACAGCUGUUGACAGAACAGAUAUUUCCUAUGGUUAGAAGCUAAUUUUCCUGUUUUAUUUCCAGGUAAUUGUAUUGAUGAAUCAUGCACCACAAAUGAGU
Molecule: messenger RNA, 1140 nt
Organism: Oryza brachyantha (malo sina)
Lineage: Eukaryota; Viridiplantae; Streptophyta; Magnoliopsida; Poales; Poaceae
Product: nuclear transcription factor Y subunit C-2-like
Exons: 2
Coding region: 71-832 (253 amino acids)
Biological process (GO): regulation of DNA-templated transcription
Cellular component (GO): nucleus
Molecular function (GO): DNA-binding transcription activator activity, RNA polymerase II-specific; protein heterodimerization activity
Source: RefSeq, a predicted model, not a curated record